AAAUGGUGGAAAAGCGAAAGGCUUACAAAGACCACAUGGGUUUUAUUUCACUUUCCAACUCCUUCACCCUUCUCUCUUCCUCCCAUAAUGGAAAAGUUCACAGACCACUGCGCUUCACUCUGCUCAUCAUCAUCGCCGCCGCCGCCGCCGUCGUCGUCGUCGUCGUCGUCGUCGUCGUCGUCGUCGUCGUCGUCGUCUUCUUCCAAACAAUCACGCCUCAAUGUUGUCGUUGUUUCAACUCUUCUAGCUUCAAUUUGCUUUCUCAGUCUCCGAUUCUCACCUUCCUUCCUUACUCUUCUUCUUCUUCUUCUAAUCCCUUCGUUUUUCUUCCUCGCAAACAAAAAAUCCGAUUCCAGUCAAAUCUCGGACCGAAAUCCACUUCUCAUCUCCACCGCCGGCCACCUGUUCGACGAAAAGCCUCAAAGAACAGUGGAAGAACUAUCCGCCGCGCAAAUCGGAGAAGAGCUUUCUUCUGAUGAUGAUAGUAGCAGCAAUGGCGGAUUUGAAAGUGGCGGAGAUUUCGAGUCCGAUCUCUGGAUGUGUUUGGACGAACUGGCUCUGAAUCUUCCGUUCUCUGACGAUUCGAGUUCCGAAGAUGACGAUAGCUUGAUCGAAAUUCCUCUUCUUCCAUACUCGGACGCGAUUCGAACGGAUUCGAACAGAGAAUUAGUUCGAAAUCUCGAGACGUGUUUGCCUGAUUUGUUACCGGAUUCUGUCCUGAAACAGAACGGAUUCGUGGAGCUUUUGGAAGAGAUCAACGAGGAAGACAACUUAAUCGAGAUCGACAUUUCCAGAGGCUUCAAUCGAGUUUCCACCGUUUGCAACUGAAGGAUGAAAAUCAGGGAUCGAGCAUUUGGAGUAAACUAGAAUGUUUUAAAAGAGUGGGAAGCUAAAUUAAAAGAGAAAGCAAUUCAUUCAAAAUUCUUAGAGAGACAACAUCUUGACACAUUAAAGCGUCUCAACGCUCGUAUCUAACCUUUCAAACCAUUCGACAUGCACGAGCAGAUCCUGAUGCCACUUUGGACGUCUCAACACUACAAAUUUUUAGUUAACGUCGUGUUUAAUAUUGGACAAUGUUUUGACACUGUUGGAUGCUCAAAUUACGAACAUUCAAGUUUUCGUUUGUAGUGUCUCGAUGAUGUCAUCUUUUUUAUGAUAUUUUUCUUAUUUGAAGAACAAUACCGAGAUUCGAACUAGCUUCACUAUUUCUACGAGUUUGAAUAGAACUAAUAGUUAUUU
Messenger RNA from Cucurbita pepo subsp. pepo (vegetable marrow), 1239 nucleotides. RefSeq lists its product as uncharacterized. Lineage: Eukaryota; Viridiplantae; Streptophyta; Magnoliopsida; Cucurbitales; Cucurbitaceae. The record is from RefSeq and is a predicted model, not a curated record.